Messenger RNA from Botrytis cinerea B05.10, 537 nucleotides. RefSeq lists its product as hypothetical. The transcript has 2 exons. The record is from RefSeq and is a predicted model, not a curated record. Lineage: Eukaryota; Fungi; Ascomycota; Leotiomycetes; Helotiales; Sclerotiniaceae. Bases 68 to 442 code for a protein of 124 amino acids.
GAUCUUCUCCUACCAAGUUCACGAAGAACACUCGGAUACUAGAAUAUCGAAUCACUAAAUCACAAAUAUGGCUAACAACGACAGUGCAAAAAAAGAUGGGAAAAAACCUGCUGCCCAAAAACCUACAAUAAAAAAAUCUACCGCCCAAAAGCCUGUUUCUGCCUUUUCCUCAUCCAGUUCUAGUGGGGGCGAAGAGGAAAGCAUUCCCACAACGUCCCGAAAAGCUCAAAACCUCCCUGGAGAUAUGAAAUUUCGCCCCGGUAGCUCUGCAUUCAAUUCUAGUUGUUCUGGCGGUUCGUCAAAUGGAGGUACCCAACCGAGGAAUAAUACUCCUCCAAGCAGUGGUCAAAUAAAAGGGAGCCCCGAUAAUUCUCCUCGCACCAAGGAAAAGCAUCGAAAUGCCGCUCUCGACAGCCUCAAUGGGAAGAAGCCUAAAAAAUAAUAAAUCUCUUCCACUUACUCCCCUCAGCAGGAAGUUAGUCGAGGAUGCGGGAGAGCGUGACCCCUUCCCCCCCCCCCUAAGACAAGCCGGAGACA